This is a messenger RNA of Eruca vesicaria subsp. sativa (arugula), 471 nucleotides long. The record is from the annotation of a GenBank genome assembly. NCBI's taxonomy places the organism in Eukaryota, Viridiplantae, Streptophyta, Magnoliopsida, Brassicales, Brassicaceae.
AUGUUGCUUGGAAAGAGACAACGACCACCGAUUAACAGAACCACGAGUCUGUCGGAGAUAAAUUUCGAUCUAAACCUUCCUGCAGAAGAAUCAGGAAUAUCACCAAACCAGCAGAGUCCAAGCCAAAACCUCAUGGUUGGACCGUACGGUCCCAACGGUCAAGUCGUAGCAGCAGCCGUCGAUCAACGGUUCUUAGCUAUGGUUGCACCGAGAGGUAACUUAAGGAGACACUCAGGUGACUUCUCGGACGCUGGACACUUCUUGAGAUCUUGCUCCCUCUGCGAACGCUUACUUGUUCACGGCCGUGACAUCUAUAUGUAUAGGGGAGAUACAGCUUUCUGUAGCUCAGAGUGCAGGCAACAGCAAAUGGCACAAGACGAGAGGAAAGAGAGAGGUAAACCGGCGAAGCACUCGGCGGUGGCAGCCACCGCAAAACCCGGCAAAGGAGGGAGAGCUGCAGCCGCCGUGUAA